This is a messenger RNA of Ustilago hordei, 732 nucleotides long. RefSeq names its product putative ubiquitin thiolesterase L3. Gene Ontology annotation, biological process: protein deubiquitination; ubiquitin-dependent protein catabolic process. The transcript is spliced from 2 exons. Gene Ontology annotation, molecular function: cysteine-type deubiquitinase activity. The record is from RefSeq and is a predicted model, not a curated record. The coding region runs from base 1 to 732 and encodes 243 amino acids. Gene Ontology annotation, cellular component: cytoplasm. Lineage: Eukaryota; Fungi; Basidiomycota; Ustilaginomycetes; Ustilaginales; Ustilaginaceae.
AUGACAACCACCACCACCCGCCCCAAAUGGGUUCCUUUGGAAGCAAAUCCCGACCUCUUCACAUCCUGGUGUUCCUCCAUGGGCAUGGACACCUCCAAGUUCGCCUUCCAUGACAUCUACGGCACGGAUCCUGACCUUCUCGCCAUGGUACCCCAGCCCGUUGCCGCUGUCCUUCUCCUCUUCCCUAUCCACCCUUCCAUGGAGAAAUCACGCACUGAAGCCUCCGCUGCAGCCCCCGCCUCCCCUCCUGGCACCGAAAACAUCCUCUGGUUCAAACAAACCAUCGGAAACGCAUGCGGUACAAUCGGCCUCCUUCACGCCCUCGCAAAUACUUCGGCCGUAUCGGCGAUCAAAUCUGACUCGCCGCUCGAUACUUUGUUCAAGAAGGCUCGUGCGACGAAGGACGCAGAUGAACGCGCAGAGGUGCUGGUAAACUCGAAAGAGUUGCAGAUGGUGCACGAGUCAACGGCGAGUCAAGGUCAGAGUCAGGCACCGGAGGAUUUGGAUAAUGUUCUUUGUCACUUUAUUGCUUUUGUGAGGAGCGAGACGGGCGAGCUGGUUGAGCUGGAUGGAAGUUGGGGUAGGAAGGGACCGCUGGCGGCGGGGAAGAAGGUGGAGUCUCAGGAGGAUUUGUUAACUGUUGCUGUGGAAUAUGUUAAGGAGAACUACAUGGCCAUCGACCCCAACAAUGUCAACUUUAACCUCAUCGCCCUCGGACCAUCGUUCGAUUGA